AGAAGGGGAUUCAGCUGGGCUUAUGAUGCUGUUCCAAUCCAGUCUAGCGUGGUGUUAUGCUCCUGUUCUUCCCCAUCGAUGGUGAGGAACCAAGCGGAUUCCAGCACUCCAUCUGUCAUUUCCACCUGUGGCAGCAGACAGGGAUCUAACAUGGAGGGCACUGCCGCUGAAUCAAGAUCCAGUUCCAACUCCAUGCAGCAGCAUACAGGACAGCAGCCUCCACAGCCUCGAAAGAAACGACCUGAUGACUUCAAAUUUGGGAAAAUUCUGGGUGAAGGAUCAUUUUCAACAGUGGUCUUGGCUCGAGAAUUGGCAAGUUCUAGAGAAUAUGCCAUUAAAAUUCUAGAAAAGCGUCAUAUCAUAAAAGAAAACAAGGUGCCAUAUGUGACACGAGAGAGAGAUGUAAUGUCCCGCCUGGAUCACCCUUUUUUUGUGAAACUCUACUUCACCUUUCAAGAUGAUGAAAAGCUGUAUUUUGGGCUGAGCUAUGCCAAAAAUGGAGAGCUGCUAAAGUAUAUACGCAAAAUCGGCUCAUUUGAUGAGACCUGUACCAGGUUUUAUACUGCUGAAAUUGUAUCAGCCCUGGAGUAUUUGCAUGGGAAAGGGAUAAUUCACAGGGAUCUUAAGCCAGAGAACAUCUUGCUAAAUGAAGAUAUGCACAUUCAAAUAACAGACUUUGGAACAGCAAAAGUAUUAUCUGCAGAUAGCAGACAAGCACGGGCAAACUCAUUUGUAGGGACAGCACAGUAUGUUUCUCCAGAACUGCUGACAGAGAAAUCUGCCUGCAAAAGCUCUGACCUCUGGGCUCUGGGAUGUAUAAUAUAUCAGCUUGUAGCUGGAUUGCCUCCGUUUAGAGCUGGAAAUGAAUACCUUAUAUUCCAGAAGAUAAUAAAGUUGGAAUAUGACUUUCCAGAAAAAUUUUUUCCCAAGGCAAAAGAUCUUGUUGAAAAGCUACUGGUUCUAGAUGCUACCAGCAGAUUAGGUUGUGAAGAAAUGGGUGGAUAUGGACCUCUUAAGGCUCACCCCUUCUUUGAAUCCAUUGUGUGGGAGAACCUACAUCUUCAGACACCCCCAAAACUUACAGCGUAUUUACCUGCUAUGUCAGAGGAUGAUGAAGACUGUUAUGGAAAUUAUGACAAUCUCCUGAGUCAGUUUGGUUGCAUGCAAGUUUCUGGUUCUGCCUCUUCCUGUUCACUGUCCGCCCCAGAGACAAGUACACCACAGACAUCAGGAGGAAAUAUUGAACAGUAUAUUCAUGAUCUUGACAACAAUUCCUUUGAGCUGGACUUGCAGUUUUCUGAAGAUGAAAAGAGGUUACUUCUGGCAAAACAAGCUGGUGGAAAUCCUUGGCAUCAGUUUGUAGAAAAUAACUUAAUCCUAAAAAUGGGUCCAGUGGACAAAAGAAAGGGAUUGUUUGCACGUCGGCGCCAAUUGCUGCUCACAGAAGGGCCCCACCUGUAUUAUGUGGAUCCUGUCAACAAAGUUCUGAAAGGAGAAAUUCCGUGGUCUUUAGAGUUGCGGCCAGAAGCCAAGAAUUUUAAGACAUUUUUUGUUCACACACCAAACAGGACAUAUUACCUGAUGGACCCGAGUGGGAAUGCUCAUAAAUGGUGCAAAAAGAUACAUGAAGUUUGGCGGCACAGAUACCACCAGAAUGCUGCUAAGUAGUAAAGCUCAUCCAAAAUUUCCCAGUUUCCCUACUUGCUGCUAGAACUCAGCGUGCAGCCGAUCAGAGGAAUCUUUUCAACCCACGUAUUACCAUCUCAAGGGGAAGCAUAUGUCUGAAAUGUUCUGGUUUGG
Messenger RNA from Pterocles gutturalis (yellow-throated sandgrouse), 1800 nucleotides. It is a transcript of the gene PDPK1, whose product is annotated as 3-phosphoinositide dependent protein kinase 1. The transcript is spliced from 14 exons. Gene Ontology annotation, biological process: peptidyl-serine phosphorylation; intracellular signal transduction. Lineage: Eukaryota; Metazoa; Chordata; Aves; Pterocliformes; Pteroclidae. The record is from RefSeq and is a predicted model, not a curated record. Gene Ontology annotation, molecular function: protein serine/threonine kinase activity; ATP binding. The coding region runs from base 79 to 1668 and encodes 529 amino acids.